UUCCCCCCCCCCCCCCAUCACCCCGGACAAUGACAGCCAUGAAGGAGCAGCAGCAGCAGGCGCAGUCUAACCCAGGCAACAGGGGAGGCCAGGCUCCAUCGCAGGACCAGGAACUUGGAAGCAACAGCCCACCACAGAGGAACUGGAAGGGAAUAGCAAUUGCAUUGCUGGUGAUUCUAGUGGUAUGUUCACUGAUCACCCUGUCCGUAAUUCUUUUAACACCAGAUGAACUAUCAAACUCUUCAGAAACCAGAUUGUCUUUAGAAGAUCUCUUCAGAAAAGAGUUUGUAGUUCACAAUCCAGAUGCCAAAUGGAUGAAUGAUACAGAAGUGAUAUAUAAAAACAGGAAUGGACAUGUUAUUAAACUGAAUGUAAAAACAAAUACAACUACAUUAUUGCUGGAAAAUGCAACUUUUGUAACUUUCAAAGCAUCCAGAUAUUCAGUAUCUCCAGAUUUAAGAUAUGUUCUCCUUGCUUAUGACAUUAAACAGGUUUUUCAUUAUUCUUAUACAGCUUCAUAUGUGAUAUAUAACAUACAGACAAGGGAAGUUUGGGAGUUAAAUCCUCCAGAAGUAGAGGACUCAGUUUUACAGUAUGCAGCAUGGGGUGUGCAAGACCAGCAACUGAUUUAUAUUUUUGAAAAUAACAUCUAUUACCAGCCUGAUGUAAAGAGCAGCUCUUUGAGACUGACAUCUUCUGGGAAAGAAGGAAUUGUUUUUAAUGGAAUUGCAGACUGGUUAUAUGAAGAGGAGCUGCUUCAUUCACACAUUACUCACUGGUGGUCACCUGAUGGAGAGAGGCUGGCGUUCCUUAUGAUAAAUGACUCAUUAGUACCAAAUAUGCUUAUUCCUUGGUUUACUGGAUCUCUGUAUCCCAAAGGAAAACAGUACCCAUAUCCAAAGGCAGGUGAACUGAAUCCAAUAGUAAAGCUGUAUGUUGUCAAUCUAUAUGGCCCAACACAUACAUUGGAACUCAUGCCACCAGACAAUUUUAAAUCAAGAGAAUAUUAUAUAACGAUGGUCAAGUGGGUGAGCAACACUAAGACAGUGGUGAGGUGGCUAAACAGGCCUCAAAAUCUAUCCAUCCUUACAGUGUGUGAAACAACCACUGGUGCCUGUAGUAUGAAGUAUGAAUUUACAUCCGAAGUCUGGCUUGCUAAGCAGAAUGAGGAACCAGUUUUUUCUAAAGAUGGCAAUACAUUUUUUAUGACAGUUCCAGUUAAACAAGGUGGUCGUGGUGAAUUCCACCAUAUUGCUAUGUUUAAUGUUCAGAUCAAAAAUGAACAAUUUAGUAUACGACAUCUGACAUCAGGGAACUGGGAAGUUAUAAAAAUCUUGGCAUAUGACGAAAAUACCCAAAAGAUUUAUUUUUUAAGUACUGAAAAUUCACCAAGAGGAAGACAAUUACAUAGUGUGUCAACAACUGAAUUGCUGAAUCGUCAAUGUCUUUCAUGCAAUUUUAUGAAAGAUGGUUGUACAUAUUUUAAUGCAAAGUUUAGUCCUUCAAUCAAGUAUUUCAUUCUACAGUGUAAGGGUCCUGGUGUUCCGAUUGUCAGCCUGCACAGCACAAUUAAUCCUGAAAAGUUUUAUAUUUUAGAAAACAACUCUGUUUUAAAAGAAGCAGUUUCAAUGAGAAAAAAACUACGAACAGAAACUAGAAUGCUUCACAUUGAUGACUAUGAACUUCCUUUACAGUUAACAUUUCCAAAGGAUUUCUCAGAUCGAAAUAUGUAUCCACUUCUCUUAAUAAUUGAUGAAGCUCCAGGCAGUCAGUUGGUUACAGAUAAGUUUCACAUUGACUGGGAUUCUGUGCUUGUCAACUCUGAUAAUGUCAUCAUAGCUCAGUUUGACGGAAGAGGAAGUGGAUUUCAAGGACUCAAGAUUUUGCAAGAGGUUCACCAUUCACUAGGAUCAGUGGAAGUGAAGGAUCAGAUAGCAGCGAUAGAAUACUUGCUGAAGCAAUCAUUUAUUGAUGGUAACAGGGUGAGCAUCUUUGGAAAGGGUUAUGGAGGCUACCUUGCAUCAAUGAUUCUGAAGUCCAACGAAAAACUUUUCAAGUGUGGAGCUGUGAUUGCACCAAUUACCGACAUGCGACUGUAUGCAUCUGCCUUUUCAGAAAGAUACCUGGGCAAUCCAUUUAAGGAAGAAAAUACCUACCAAGCAUCCAGCGUAUUACACAAUAUUCAUGGCUUUAAGGAAGGAAAUUUGUUAAUCAUCCAUGGGACAGCGGAUACUAAAGUCCAUUUUCAGCACUCAGCAGAAUUAAUUAAACAUCUAAUAAAAGCUGGAGUGAAUUAUACUAUGCAGAUCUAUCCAGAUGAAGGUCAUUAUAUUACAUCAGAGAAGAGUAAAUAUCACCUUUAUAGCACAAUUCUCAACUUUUUUAGUGCUUGUUUAAAGGGAGAAACACCCAUUUUACCACAGGAAGUAGAAGACGAUGAAUAAGGAAUGAAGACUAGGACUUGUAUGAGGAUCACUACAACCAUAUUUAAAGUUGACUGUAAAAAAACAGAUUCUUUGGGAGCCUGAGGGCAGUCAAAGAUUAUAGCAGCGGAGCAGCGCAUUUUAUGACAAUGGGCUAAAAAACUGGGAUUUGAAUACACAAAUCCAUGUGUGAUGAAGGAACAAAUCUUAAACCUUUGUGGAAGGCCAAAGGUCGGAUGCAGUUUUCUGAAAGAUAUUAAUUUUGCAUAAGAGUAGAGUUAGUGCAUGUUGAUUUUGUUACGAUUCACUGUUGGUUCAGUAUGUAGUUGCUCUGUUUUAUUUAGUAUGCACAUACCUUUUUGAUUUCAGGAUAAUGCACACUUUCAUAGGCCACUAAUAUUUGAAGAAGGGACUUGCAGUCUUAACAUUCAAUUGUAAUUUUAGAUUAAGUGCAUUUUUUCCACUGUUAAGCAUCAAAAUAUUGAAAAAAAAUGCAUUUUUAGUUGACUGAAAAACACAUCAGAUAAGUAGACUUUAAUUUUAUGCUGGUUUAUUGAGAGGGCUUCACCCAAAAUGUCAGUUGUUCAUACCAACUAAAUCAGUAAGCAAAACUGCAGUAGUAUAUGCUUGGACUUCAUGUAUAUACACAAGACUCCUUCCACAACAGUAACAACAACAAAAAAGCAAUGUCCACUCGCAUAUUUUGUCAGGCUAUAAUUACACCUAUGUGUCAAUUGACAUCAACAACUAAAAUAAUUCCCCAGGUAAAAGUUGCAUAUUUUGAGUUACUAAGAAAUGUUUGGGUUGUGCUUUUUCUUGUAUUGUUUACAGUAUUUUGCUGGUUACACUCUAAUUUUAGAGUACAUUACUUUGUCACUUGUAAAUUAGAUACAUGAAUAUUAAA
Messenger RNA from Crotalus tigris (Tiger rattlesnake), 3327 nucleotides. It is a transcript of the gene DPP10, whose product is annotated as dipeptidyl peptidase like 10. Lineage: Eukaryota; Metazoa; Chordata; Lepidosauria; Squamata; Viperidae. Gene Ontology annotation, biological process: proteolysis. Gene Ontology annotation, molecular function: serine-type peptidase activity; dipeptidyl-peptidase activity. The transcript is spliced from 26 exons. Bases 30 to 2444 code for a protein of 804 amino acids. The record is from RefSeq and is a predicted model, not a curated record.